This is a messenger RNA of Cercospora beticola, 1428 nucleotides long. RefSeq lists its product as uncharacterized. The record is from RefSeq and is a predicted model, not a curated record. NCBI's taxonomy places the organism in Eukaryota, Fungi, Ascomycota, Dothideomycetes, Mycosphaerellales, Mycosphaerellaceae.
CGAAACGCGGAUUGGAGACUUUGUGUUCUCCAUGCCGCAACUCUGCCACUGCUGCACGACAUCGACUAGCACUACCACACGCCGCUUCACGACUCGCUCCCGACAUCACCACAACCUCAUCAGCGCACCCCAGUGACCGCAGCGACAGGGAGAGUAAUCGCCGGCGGCCGACCGGGACAAGACGAAAUCUGCCACACGCCCUCGGCUGCUGGACGGUCGAGGACAUAUGCGUUUCCCCAAGUGACGACACCACUGGAAAGAGUCACACAUCCACCGCCAUGCCUACACAAAGACCAUCCUUCCUCGGUGGCUUCCUUACAGCUUUCCGAGCGCAUUCCUCCCCACAGCAUAAAGCUUCGUCCUUGAACACAGCGGCCGCGGUUGCGGGCACAGCAACAAUAUGGACAGCAGCACCACAACCCGCCAGAAAUCCCUCACCCGGGCCCGAGACGACAGUCACGAGUCCUAAGCCAAUCAACACCAAGACGAACCCGUACACAACUCAGUCAUCCACGUCACAUACGACAGACCGACAACUAGUAGCAUAUCCUCCUUCUCUCGAGCACAGCGUGAGUCCGUUGACUCAUCUACCACGAUCACCUCCUUCGCCUGGUCCACAGAACAAAUCUCAGCCAAACUACCCUUCGGUGCAGGAUGUGCGGCGAUCGAGGCGAGGGAGCGACAGCAGUACCGAAGGGUAUCGGGAAGUGCGAAAUGGCAGCGAAAAGUGGUUCAUCGGAGGGCUGACUUCGAAUGGCGAAGAGCGGUACUACAAGCUGAGCAUGGUAAAACGAGACAAGAGCUCCGACCGGAUAUCGACGGAUCAAAUGAGUUUAUGAAAGAGAGAACCUUAACGACAUGAUGAGCAUUUGUGGUAUGUUUCUCGCAAGGCGUUCAGGAGCCUGCGGGAUGGGCAGGCAGGGCUUGGAAGGGAAAUGGCUACACUGAAAUGAGCUGCAUAUCGGAUACUUUUUUCACGAAGAAUGAGAUGAUAGAAUGUACACACAACAGCGGCAACAACAAACAAAUAUGCGGGAGAGAUGCAUAUCCGGCGCAGUGAGAGAGGAGUGCUGAUUAGGGCAAUUGCACAUAGGUGAGAAUGAAGCGUGGCUGUCCCUCGUGGCAGCCACUGAACCGACAAGUGGAACACCAAUGUCGAGCUGAAGCACCUCCAAGUUCAACCAGCCUUUAUGGCAUCAUCUAACAUGAUAGGAUUGAGCAACCGCUCUGCACGACAUAGCUGACUGCUGCAGUGAGCAAAGACAACAUUUGAAGCGAUUGGCCCGCAAAGCGAAGGAGGAGCAUGAAGACCAUGUGCUCCCCGCAUCCGGCACGAGCAGAUGCGCAAGUCCACCACCAAAGAGCUAUGAAUUAAGCGAACCAGAAGUUCGAGCUCCAGUUGCCAGCAUGACACCGCCCAACUUUCUG